GAGGCAGUCCUCCGAUCUUCAGUCAGUCGACAAUAAACAAAGUGAACAGAAUGCUGAAGUCCCUUGCCCUGAUCGCGGUGCUGGUGGCCCUGGCCAGUGCCGAGCUGCAUCGCGUGCCGAUCCUCAAGGAGGAGAACUUCGUCAAGACCCGCCAGAAUGUGCUGGCCGAGAAGGCCUACCUGCGCACCAAGUACCAGCUGCCCAGUCUCCGCGGAGUGAAUGAGGAACAGCUGGCCAACUCGCUGAACAUGGCCUACUACGGCGCCAUCUCCAUCGGCACUCCGGCCCAGAGCUUCAAGGUGCUGUUCGACUCGGGAUCCUCCAACCUGUGGGUGCCCUCCAACACCUGCACGAGCGACGCCUGCCAGACCCACAACCAGUACGACUCCAGUGCCAGCUCCACCUACGUUGCCAACGGCGAGAGCUUCUCCAUCCAGUACGGAACUGGCAGCCUCACCGGCUACCUCUCCGAGGACACCGUCGACGUUAACGGCCUGAAAAUCCAGAGCCAAACCUUUGCCGAGUCCACCAGCGAGCCGGGCACCAACUUCAACAAUGCCAACUUUGACGGUAUUCUGGGUAUGGCCUACGAGGCCCUCGCCGUCGACGGUGUGGCUCCUCCCUUCUACAACAUGGUGUCCCAGGGCCUAGUCGACAGCUCUGUGUUCUCCUUCUACCUGGCCCGCGACGGUACCUCUAGCCAGGGUGGCGAGCUCAUCUUCGGCGGAUCCGACUCCUCCUUGUACUCUGGCGACCUGACCUACGUGCCCAUCUCCGAGCAGGGCUACUGGCAGUUCACCAUGGACGGAUCGUCGUUUGACGGAUACACUCUCUGCGAGGACUGCCAGGCCAUCGCCGACACUGGCACCUCCCUCAUCGUGGCUCCCUACGAGGCCUAUAUCACCCUGUCCGAGCUGUUGAAUGUCGACGAUGGCUACGUAGACUGCUCCAUCGUGAGCUCCCUGCCCGAUGUGAUCUUCAACAUUGGUGGCUCGAACUUCGCCCUGAAGCCCUCAGCCUACAUCCUUCAGUCGGACGGCAACUGCAUGUCCGCCUUCGAGUACAUGGGCACUGACUUCUGGAUACUGGGAGAUGUCUUCAUCGGCCAGUACUACACCGAGUUCGAUUUGGGCAACAACCGCAUUGGCUUCGCCCCCGUCGCCUAAUUUUACGAUCUGUGAUCAGCGAUCAAUAAAGUUACGAGUACCUUGACUACAUCCAUGAA
Drosophila ananassae is the source of this 1225-nucleotide messenger RNA. RefSeq names its product lysosomal aspartic protease (gene Bace). Bases 51 to 1166 code for a protein of 371 amino acids. The transcript has a single exon. Gene Ontology annotation, biological process: proteolysis; cell death. Gene Ontology annotation, cellular component: lysosome. The record is from RefSeq and is a predicted model, not a curated record. NCBI's taxonomy places the organism in Eukaryota, Metazoa, Arthropoda, Insecta, Diptera, Drosophilidae. Gene Ontology annotation, molecular function: aspartic-type endopeptidase activity.